Darwinula stevensoni is the source of this 462-nucleotide messenger RNA. NCBI's taxonomy places the organism in Eukaryota, Metazoa, Arthropoda, Ostracoda, Podocopida, Darwinulidae. The record is from the annotation of a GenBank genome assembly.
AUGGCACGAUUUGCCGCACCCAAUAUCAUGGUGGGCAAUACGAUGCUCAUCAAACAUGCUUCGAUCGUGCCACAGUGUGCCAUCGCUAUUGAACAUUUAUUUUUGGAAGCUGGUGCGCCGAAUGGAUUGUACACCAAUUUACUUAUCUCUGGAGAAAGGGCAUCGGCGUUGGUGUCAGAUCACAGAAUAAAAGGCGUGUCGCUCACAGGAAGUGAGGCUGCUGGCGCUAGUAUUGCCAUAGUAGCUGGUAAACAUUUGAAAAAAUCAGUGUUGGAGUUGGGUGGUAGUGAUGCGUUUAUCGUAUUGGAAGAUGCGGAUAUCGACAAGGCUGUGGAAUGGGCUGUGGUUAAAAAUGAACAGGCAGCUAUUGAUUUGGCCAAUGAUUCUCCAUUUGGAUUGGGUGGUUCGGUGUUUACACAAGACAUUGAAAGGGGCAAAAGGGUAGCAGACCAAAUAGAUACA